AGUCUAUUGAAAUAUAUACUUAGUCGCUGCUAAACUGAGUUUUAUUCGAAAGGACAAAUCAAUGUUUGGAAAAGGGAAUAUUGAAUCCAGAAAACAAAACAUUUAUAUUAUACUUUUAUGUUUUCGUAAUACAAUAUUAGAUUUAAAUAAUAAUGUAAAAACAUUUAGUGUUGAAAAGAAAGAUAAUAAUUUUUAUUAUGAUAAAAAAACUUGAAUAACUGUGAUAAUGAUCAAGUUAAAAAUGUAAUUGUAAAGUGAUAUUGAUGAAUUAAAUAAUUAAAAAGUCAUAGUGAGAAACUCGAUGAAUAUGAGUGAUAAAUAAUCGUACAUUAAUGUGAAUUCACGAGUCGCCAUCAAAUAUCACAGAAAUUUUAAUACCCUAUUUUAAUUAAAUUUUGACUCUAAAUGCACUUUACACUCAAAAUCAUAAGAUAACAGUGGUUUAUAAGAACUUCUAUUACUGUUUCUCAAGAAAGUGAUCCCCGAUUAAAAAGAAACGACAGCUCUACGAGAGUUUAUUGGAUUUUAUGAGACUUUUAAAGCAGAAAUGCGUACCCAAUACUUUAAAGCCGAAAUGUAAAACUGAACUACACUGCAACUAUCUCCAAGACAAUAAAAUCGAAAAUCAUUAUCGGAAAAUUAAAAAAUUAUUUUAGAAAAAAAAGAAAUAAAUGCUGAUAAUGAAUAAAUAUUUACAAGAUAAAACUCGCUCGUUUAAUACAUUUUUUGAUGAAACUAGACUAGAUUGUAAUAUUUGUCGAAAAACAUUUAAUAAAGCGAGUAAUUUAAAGAAACUAAAUCUCAUACAAGUGUGACAUUUGUAAAAAAAACUUCACAAGAACAUAUUAUCUGAAAAUUCACAUAGGUAUUCCUACCGGUCAUAAUAAGCCUAAGUGGAAAAUUUGUAAAUAAAAGUUUGCCACGAAAUACAUUCUGAAAGAUCACAUGAACCUUCAUACUCGCGACAAUAUGCAUGAGUGUAAUAUUUGUAAGAAGAAAUUCACUAGAAAAGAUUCUCUGAAAAGUCACAUGGGUAUUCAUACCGGUGAAAAUGAGUGUGAGUGUGAAAUUUGUAAGAAGAAAUUCAAUAGAAAAUAUUAUCUGGAAAGUCACAUGGGUAUUCAUACUGGUGAAAAUAUGUUUGAGUGUAAAAUUUGUAAACGACAAUUUACCAGACACUAUUUCAAAAGUCAUAUGAAACUUCAUACUCGCGACAAUGUGCGUGAGUGUAAUAUUUGUAAGAAGAAAUUCACUAGAAAAAAUUGUCUGAAAAGUCACAUGAGUAUUCAUACCGGUGAAAAUAAGUAUGAGUGUGAAAUUUGCAAAAAAAAAGUUAGCAGAAAUUAUUUGAAAAGUCACAUGAACAUUCAUACUCGGGAAAAAUUGUAUGAGUGUAAUAUUUGUCUUAAGAAAUUUCAUCACGCGCGAUAUAUGAAGUUCCACAUGCGUAUUCAUACUGGCGAAAAAUUUUUCAAGUGUGACAUUUGUAAAAAGAAAUUCACUAGAAAAAAUUAUCUGAAAAGACACAUGAGUAUUCAUACCGGUGAAAAUAUGUAUGAGUGUGACAUUUGUAAAAAGAAAUUCACUAGAAAAAAUUAUCUGAAAAGUCACAUGAGUAUUCAUACCGGUGAAAAUAAGUAUGAGUGUGAAAUUUGCAAAAAAAAAGUUAGCAGAAAUUAUUUGAAAAGUCACAUGAACAUUCAUACUCGGGAAAAAUUGUAUGAGUGUAAUAUUUGUCUUAAGAAAUUUCAUCACGCGAGUUAUAUGAAGGUUCACAUGCGUAUUCAUACUAACAAAACCUUAUACAACUGUGACAUUUGUAAAAAGAAAUUCAUUAGCAAAGAUUAUUUGAAAAGUCACAUGAGUAUUCAUACCGGUGAAAAUAUGUAUGAGUGUGAAAUUUGUAAAAAGAAAUUCACUAGAAAAAAUUGUCUGAAAAGUCACAUGAGUAUUCAUACCGGUGAAAAUAAGUAUGAGUGUGAAAUUUGCAAAAAAAAAGUUAGCAGAAAUUAUUUGAAAAGUCACAUGAACAUUCAUACUCGGGAAAAAUUGUAUGAGUGUAAUAUUUGUCUUAAGAAAUUUCAUCACGCGCGAUAUAUGAAGGUUCACAUGCGUAUUCAUACUAACAAAACCUUAUACAACUGUGACAUUUGUAAAAAGAAAUUUAUUAGCAAAGAUUAUCUGAAAAGUCACAGGAGUAUUCAUACCGGCGAGAAUAUGUCUGAGUGUGGAAUUUGUAAAAAGAAAUUCACUAGAAAAUAUUGUCUGAAACGUCACAUGGGUAUUCAUACUGGUGAAAAUAUGUUUGAGUGUGAAAUUUGUAAACGACAAUUUCCCAGAUACUAUUUCAAAAGUCAUAUGAAACUUCAUACUCGGGAAAAAUUGUAUGAGUGUAAUAUUUGUCUUAAGAAAUUUCAUCACGCGAGUUAUAUGAAGGUUCACAUGCGUAUUCAUACUAACAAAACCUUAUACAACUGUGACAUUUGCAAAAAGAAAUUCAUUAGCAAAGAUUAUUUGAAAAGUCACAUGAGUAUUCAUACCGGUAAAAAUAUGUAUGAGUGUGAAAUUUGUAAAAAGAAAUUCACUAGAAAAAAUUGUCUGAAAAGUCACAUGAGUAUUCAUACCGGUGAAAAUAAGUAUGAGUGUGAAAUUUGCAAAAAAAAAGUCAGCAGAAAUUAUUUGAAAAGUCACAUGAACAUUCAUACUCAGGAAAAAUUGUAUGAGUGUAAUAUUUGUCUUAAGAAAUUUCAUUACGCGAGUUAUAUGAAGGUUCACAUGCGUAUUCAUACUAACAAAACCUUAUACAACUGUGACAUUUGUAAAAAGGAAUUCACUAGAAAAGAUUGUCUGAAAAGUCACAUGAGUAUUCAUACCGGUGAAAAUAGGUGUGAGUGUGAAAUUUGCAAAAAAAAAGUCAGCAGAAAUUAUUUGAAAAGACACAUGAACAUUCAUAAUGGCAGAACUUCAUACAAAUGUGACAUUAGUAAAAAUAAGAAAUUCAACGAAAAAAAAAAUUUACCACGGCGUAUGCUUACUCAUACUAUAAAAAAAUCAUACGAGUGUAAUGUUUGUCAAAUAAAAUUCAAUAAGACGACAAGUCUGACAAACCAUGUGUAUGAGCAUCAUUAUACCAUAAAAACGUUUGAGUGUAAGAUUUGUCAAGCAAGUUUCAAACUUCUGAUUGAACUCAAUUUUCACCUGUUUCUUCACAAAUACACAAAAUUGUACAAAUGUGAUAUCUGCCGAGAAGCAUAUAUUAUAAAGGAUUGUUUGAAACAGCAUAUGUAUACACAUACCGGCGAAAAAUUUUACGAAUGCAUUGUUUGUCUAAAAGAAUUCUCUCGACUGUCUGGUCUGAAACGCCACAUCCAGAACAUUCACGUUGACUACAAUCGAUAUAAGGGUAACAAUCUAAUCACUUAAACCAAAUUCAACAUUCAUAUGCGUCUUUACAUGACCAAUGCGCUGUAUAAGUGUAAUAUCUGUUGUCAAAUAAAUGACCCGGGAUUCUACUAGCGCGCAAUCAUAGUCGAUCACAAAUAUUUGAGUGUAACAGUUAUGAUGAAAAAUUCAUAGGAUCGUGACUCUUUUUGAACUGCACAAAAAUAUUAAUUGCUAUGAUACCUUACAUGGAGAGAAAUGUCAAGUAAAUAUGCCUAUGCAGCAUAGUAAUAAUUACAUACUCUAUAGUUUGUGUCACGCCGCUCUUAUAAGUCUGCUUAUACAAACUAUAGAGUGAUGUAAUUAUUACUGUGCUGUAUAGGCAUAUUUACUUGACAAUUCACUCCGUGUAGUAGCCCCUUAUAAUGUCCGAUAGAUGUCUCUCAUAGUUAACUUAAGUCUCUCAUAUCGAUAACCGGCGAUCGUGGCCGAGCGGUCUAAGGUGUAAGACGUAGAUCUCUCGAACACGGUUGACCAGGCGUGGGUUUGAAUCCCAGUGGAAGCCGAAAAAAUUUUCACGCAUAAAGUGUAAGGUCUUUUGGACCUGAGAUUCGUUCCGAUGCCGACAUUUGAAUAAGAAAAGUAUAAAGAAAAAUGAAUUUGAUUUGGUGCAAUGUAAUCUGUGGACUGGGUUUUCUUAGGCUCAAUGGAACUGUGUUCCCGAGCGUUCUUGUAUGUUUAAAGUGACCACUCUCUUAAAAUGACCCAGUGAAAUCCACUGAUUCACCAGUGGAUUUCACUGGUUCAUUCUAAGAGAGCAGGCUCGCUUUAAUUAAUAAAAAAAAAAAAAUAUCUCAUAUCAAUGGUACGCCACUGGCGUCAGUUUCUUGUAAGACCCUGAAUGCGAAGCUUGGAUGCUAGACAAAUUACUAACUACUGUAUUCUUUUGUUAAUUAAUAUUAAACAUAUAUCCAUCUAUAACUGUGUUAUUACUAAUUUGACAUAUAUAAUUUAACACUAUAUCACAUACUUUACACCCUUGAUUA
Molecule: messenger RNA, 4427 nt
Organism: Microplitis mediator
Lineage: Eukaryota; Metazoa; Arthropoda; Insecta; Hymenoptera; Braconidae
Product: zinc finger protein 845-like
Exons: 3
Coding region: 946-3423 (825 amino acids)
Source: RefSeq, a predicted model, not a curated record